GCCACACCAACCAUCUCACUACAGUAUCCCACACCACUGCUUCCUUCUUCUCUAAACAAUACCAAAGAAAUAAUUUACGAACAUGGAACAAAUAGGCCACCAAAACCUCCAAACCUUCAGCCACACCUCAAGAUCUCAGUUUCUGAAGAAAAUAAUUAUCCAAUUGUUUGUUUCAGUUUCAGUGUUUUCUUUGCUUUUUUCUAACUCCUCUCGCUUUUCUCUUCUCCAUUCCUUCAACUUCUAUUUCUCCACUGUCCCUGUCCAGCUCUUUAGCCGUACCAUAGACAAGAACUGUAUGUUUCUCCUUUGUAAUGGCCUUUUAGUUUUCGUCACCACACUCUCUGGUUUGGAUAGUUCUUUCUCCAAGUAUAACGAUCAUAGCAGCGUUAAUGAGUCUGUCAAUAAUUAUGAAGAUGAUACAGCAACGUCAUUAGUAUUGGCUCACUACUCGAAAGAGCCAUUGCUAGAAAGAGAAGAUAUGAUGGCCAAAGAAAAAGUUGAUGACGAGGAAAGAAGAGAAAAUAAGGAGUGUAUCCAUAGAGAAGCAGGAGAUAGAGAAACACAGCAGUUUAUUGUGGAAGAUGAAGCAGAAGAAAGUAGAGAAAGCGGGUUCUUGAUUACUUCAGGAAAAGAAAAUAGUGAUGAAGUUCUCGUUGAAGAAGAUGAUGAUCAUCAAAGAGAGGUCGUCAUAGAGUUAGAUGAAAACUUUCUUGUUUCAGAAGAAGAAGAUUAUGAAGAAGAAGAAGAAGAAGAAGAAAAUGAGAUGCUGAGCACUGAGGAACUAAACAAGAAAUUUGAUGAAUUUAUCAGAAAGAUGAAAGAAGAAAUCAGAAUUGAAGCUCAACAGCAAUUAGUAAUGGUUAGUUAAAUAAUAUUUCAAUAAGCAAAUAUCAAGAAGUUCAUCAGAGAGAUCAAUUUGUCUCAUCAAGCUUCAAAAUCAAUAAGAGACAUGUUUUUCUCCUUUUCUUGGGGCUGUAAUUGUUGGAAUCUUUGCCUUGUUAGUUUGAUUCCUAAACAAAUUAAUUACAGCUUUAUAUACUAUGAUUGGAUUCAGAAUCAGGCAGAUUACAAAGUCGAGAAAAGAAAAAAGUUUAUGAAUUA
Molecule: messenger RNA, 1101 nt
Organism: Manihot esculenta (cassava)
Lineage: Eukaryota; Viridiplantae; Streptophyta; Magnoliopsida; Malpighiales; Euphorbiaceae
Product: retrotransposon-like protein 1
Exons: 1
Coding region: 83-868 (261 amino acids)
Source: RefSeq, a predicted model, not a curated record